UUAGUUUUUAAAUUUGUCAACUUAAGUUGUUUGUUGAUUUUCCUAAGAGAAGAAACAUGUUCAGAUUUCAAAUUUAAUAAGACAAAAGAGGAUUAACUCCAUGUUUAUAUAUAUAUAUAUAUAUAGCUUGAGUUGUUGUUAUUGAUUCAUUGUUGAAAAAGUAGGUCACCCCAUAACACAGUUUCCGUAUGCAGUUCGGGUAGGGUUUAGAUUCAUCAGACAUUUUUAUGAUAUUAGUAGACCUUUUGUGGGAGGUUAAUCACGGUACAUCUUCUUAUGGGUUUUCCCAGCAGAUUCAUGUACCAUACUAAGCGAUUAAGUAUCAGAGUAUUUUGUAGUCGCACUUAACCAGAAAAAUGAAAACUAAUGAUCUGUAAAUUGUUAAUCAGGCUGUCUAAGGAGACUUAAAGUUUAUAACUAACAAGUAGUUCAAGGGAUUUAUUAUUAGAUUCUGAAUCAGGUGAAAUCAUACUGUAUUUGUCAUCUGUAAAUUGUUGUGAGGUUCUGUUAUUAGACUCUUAGAAAAUGCAACUCGAUUCAUGAAGUACCAUUUUGGUUAUGGGGUUCAAGGAUUUCAGAUGUUAACUCUGCAGUGCUCAGCAAAGCUUGCUUUUUCUUUCAUUGAUACAUGUAAACAUGAGUUACAACCACUUGCUUAUACUACCUUGAAGCAGUGGCAUCCUUGGAUAAUUUUUAGAGUUUGGAAAAUAUGCCAUCUAUACAGACUGCAUUGCCUCCUGAACUCGUCAAUAAUGCCCGAAGACUUUAUCGGGAGUGUCUAAGAAGAGCUAAAUAUGUUGGUCAUAGACAAAAUAAUACUCCGCUCCUGGUGGAUAUGAUAAGGCAGCAAUUCAAGAAAAACAUGCUCGAGACAAAUCCAGAAAAGAUUCAGACCAUGAUGGAUGCUGCUGCAAGAGGACUUAUUAAUCAUAUGCUCCUAGAGUCAGAACAGAUAACUGGGCGCAAGUUAAGCAGCAAAACUUAAUGUUCUACAUAUUGUUGCAGUUCUCAUGUCAUGUUUCUGUUUUCCCAAAUCAACAAAUUUCAUUUAUUCUACUCUUAACUGGACUGAAUAAAUUUCUGGUGUUGGUGUUUACUGGACUAUAGAGUUGAUGUCUUUUUUGGGUCUUCCUGAGUUGUCUGACCAUUUUCAGUAUUACCUGGUAUGUAAAAUCUAACAUUGAUGAUUUGCGGAUUCAGCAAGUUGGUUAUAUUUUUGCUUGACCAUGAACUUGAGCAAA
Messenger RNA from Papaver somniferum (opium poppy), 1241 nucleotides. RefSeq lists its product as uncharacterized. The transcript has 5 exons. The record is from RefSeq and is a predicted model, not a curated record. The coding region runs from base 710 to 985 and encodes 91 amino acids. Lineage: Eukaryota; Viridiplantae; Streptophyta; Magnoliopsida; Ranunculales; Papaveraceae.